This is a messenger RNA of Scheffersomyces coipomensis, 1077 nucleotides long. RefSeq lists its product as uncharacterized. Gene Ontology annotation, cellular component: nucleus. Lineage: Eukaryota; Fungi; Ascomycota; Pichiomycetes; Serinales; Debaryomycetaceae. The record is from RefSeq and is a predicted model, not a curated record. The transcript has a single exon. The coding region runs from base 290 to 832 and encodes 180 amino acids.
AUAUCUUUUUAUAAAUGAUCUGGAUAUGUUUAAUAGUAUUUUAUCCUAUAAGAUAUAUCAUACCAACUUUUAAACUUCUGGUAACAUGACAUAGCAUGUUGUUCUACUUAACCUUAAUAAAAGUUACAGCCAUUAUAAUUGCAAAAAAAGACCGCUGAACUAUGUGCAGGAACAUCAACUUUUUUUUUGAUUUUCUUUCUCAGAUGAGUUUAUAUCAAAUUUAAACAGUAAUAGUUAAAUAGAAUCAGAUCAGAUUAGAUCAAAUCAACACAACACAACACAACACAACAUGCCUUUAGCUCAUAACUUGAAUAAAGUAAAGAAGAUUGCUUCAAAGUCUUCAGCUUCCAUGCAUGUCAAAGGAAGAAAAUUCAAACAAUUAAACCGUGCUACUUUAAGAGAUAAGAAAAUCACUGAAAAGAAACAAAAAUCAUUAGAACAAAAGACCAAUGAAUUAUCCAUAUUAUUCUUUUUACAAAAGAUCAUUAAUGAAGAUAAGGAUUUCAAAGAUGUUGAAGUGUUUAGUUUCACUGAAAUGAAAUCUUUCAUAGGUUUAUUCGUCAGUAGAUUUGAUGAUGAGUUAAAUGAAUUAAGAGAAGAAAGAAGACCCGGUAGACCUCAAACUAGUAGACAACAAAAUCUUGAAGAAAAAGUUAAACAUGAAUCUCAUAUCUUUGAUACUGGGUAUUAUGGUCCUGAUUUAUCCGAUAAAGAAACUGUUAAGCGUUUAAGAUUAUGGAAUGGAACUUCAGGUGCUACCACUGGUAUGAAAUUUGUACGUAUUUCAAAAGAUAUGACUGAAUUGCCAACCAAAGAACUUGAAAUGAGUUAGAGUUUCUUUCAUUCAAUUGUACCAUAGUUCAUAAAUAAAAAGCAUCUUAUAAGGAAUAAAUAUAUCAUAGAGUACCAGGUUUUUUUAAUACAUUUUCUUUUCUUUUUUUUCUUUUUUUUUUUUUAAUAAUAGAAAGACAUUUCAUAUAUUUCAAUAUAUAAUCAACUUUCAAUGACAAACAAAACAAUCAAACAGUAGAAAUAUGUGUUCUUUUUGAAUAUAUAAUCAAUCAACAAAACUAAUAA